Molecule: messenger RNA, 6355 nt
Organism: Lepisosteus oculatus (spotted gar)
Lineage: Eukaryota; Metazoa; Chordata; Actinopteri; Semionotiformes; Lepisosteidae
Gene: znf710a
Product: zinc finger protein 710a
Biological process (GO): regulation of transcription by RNA polymerase II
Cellular component (GO): nucleus
Molecular function (GO): RNA polymerase II cis-regulatory region sequence-specific DNA binding; DNA-binding transcription factor activity, RNA polymerase II-specific
Source: RefSeq, a predicted model, not a curated record
CAAAAGUCCCCCCACACGGCGAUAGGGCAUGCCAAUAAAGCUGUCUGAAUUUGAAUUUGAUAGGGGUAACACCAUAAAAUCUCGAAGAAAGUUGUGGGUUGCGAUUAAAGAAGUGGCUCUUGACGGGAACUGAGAAGGGCCGGACUGCACACCUGACGCAACGUUUACAACGGGACGAAAAACAAACCCUGACUUGACAAGACGUUUCCUAUAAAGCCAGCUUUUCUCUCCGUUCAUUUUUUUCCCUGCUGGCGAUGAGGAGGAGCUGUUGUUUACUCGUUCACGUCACCCUCUAUCUCGUUCCCUUCUUCCUUCCUGCAACAGACGAGAGAGGGGGGACCCAGCGCUGAAGUACGAACUGUUUUCCCUCCCGCGACCGGCCGCUGAGGGGGGACCUGCCUCACGAACCCCGGGUCUGGGGGAGCGGGGGAGCCCGAGCACCGUGGGCGAUUGCCGACUUGCACGGCCAAGAACGACAACAACAAGAAGAUAAAAGAUGAACGGACGGAAACAAUGAAACGACACAAGCGGGCUGUUCGGAUUUAUUUUCGGGACGAAACCGCUUCGGAUUCCGUUCAUCCCUUCUUCUCCUCCCCAGCGUUUUGAAAAAAACAAAAAGGGGGGAGAGAGCGACCGUUAACGGGCGGCGGAGGUUCCGUCCAGAGUUCGGGGGUCCGGUCGGACUCCGACCUGCGCCUUCCCGUUCCCCUCCGCGGUAACGACAAAGACGAAUUAGGUUAGUACCUCCGGCCAACAUGUCCGUCUCUCUCCCUCUCUUUUCUUUCUUUCUUUCACUUCCACAUUCCCUCAUGCCACAAACAGAUGGCGUCUGAGGUGAGGUGGGGAAGGGGGCGGGGGAAUGGAGAGAAACAGCCGCAGAGGCGAGUGCAGCCCCGCAGUCGCCCGGCUCCGGCCACCCGUCAGCGGACUGAGCCCUGAGCCGGUGACCGGGGAUCCGAGUCCCACGGGCAGAACAGCUCCAGCCGACUGGGGGGGGCAGGGCGGUAGUUGAGUAGCUCGAAGUUGGCCGUCUACCCCCCAAGUUUCGUGCGUGUGCGGCAGGGAAGUCCUGAAGAGUCCGGGAGAGUGUGAGACUACAGUAGCAGGAAGUGCGCAAAGUUGGUUGUUGUCUUGACGUGGUAAAUGAGACAGCACCCGUCUGAGGAGGAGGAGGACAGUGGCAGACUGAUUCGAUGUUAUUCUAAAGUCAUGGAGCAGCUGGUGGACGCUGGAACGCAGACCGACCCCGUUGUGGUUCUGUCGCUGGCCCAGGCGGCCGUGCUGGGCCUCAUCUCGCAGAACGAGGUGUUCGGGGCCACCAUCGCGCCCAAUGGCUUCUACACCGGCGAGCCCAAGGACGCCCUUCAGCCUGCGCCUGAGGAGGUGGACUACGAGUACGCUGACCAGCUCAUCGGGGCCAACGGGGACUACCUCCACGAGCCCCUGGAGGAGGGAGCGCCCCAGAGCCCCGAGCCGCGGCGGCCCGGCCCGCGGGGCAAGGGGAAGAGAGCCAGGGCGGAGCUGGAGGCAGAGGAGCCCGCCGACGGGACGGCAGAGGCGCAGGUCAGGGGGGAAGCGGGGGCUCUGCCCUUGCCCGCCUGUGCCCACGGGCUGACCUGUCCGGGGGUGAGGCCGGGGGUGCAGCUCGUCGAUCCCAGCAUGUACCGGGUGACGGGCGUCCAGCGCAAGGAGGAGCACCCCAGCAACUGCUGCCCUGACUGCGAGAGGGAGGUGAAGAGCCAGCAGAGGGAGAAGGAGAAGGCGAACGAAGAGGCAGAGACGGCUCAGAGAGGAGACGAGGGAGGGGAGGGGGAAGAGGAGGACGAGGGGCAGGAAGACGAGGAAGGGGAGAAUGGAGAGAACGGGGAGAGCCGGGGCAGGGCUGGUGGGGAGGCAGCCGGACACAGCCCCGAGCUGAGCCGCUACUUUGAGUCCAGCGAGGUGGGCUACGAGUCGGGGGAGACCGGGGGGCAGGACGGGGUGGACUUCGACGAGAACAGCCAGAACCUCAGCUGGCCCGAACAGGCGGACAGCGAGGGCAGCGGCCAGCAGGGGCGGCGCGUGCAGAUCGACCGGCUGGACAUCAACGUGCAGAUCGACGAGUCCUACUGCGUGGACAUGGGCGACGGGCUGAAGCGCUGGAAGUGCCGCAUGUGCGAGAAGUCCUACACCUCCAAGUACAAUCUGGUGACCCACAUCCUGGGCCACAACGGCAUCAAGCCCCACGAGUGCCCGCACUGCGGCAAGCUCUUCAAGCAGCCCAGCCACCUGCAGACGCACCUCCUCACCCAUCAGGGCACGCGGCCGCACAAGUGCGACGUCUGCAAGAAAGCCUUCACCCAGACCAGCCACCUGAAGAGGCACAUGCUGCAGCACACGGACGUCAAGCCCUACAGCUGCCGCUUCUGCGGCCGGGGCUUCGCCUACCCCAGCGAGCUCAAAGCCCACGAGACGAAGCACGAGAACGGGCGCUGCCACGUGUGCGUGGAGUGCGGCCUGGAGUUCCCCGCCCUCGGCCAGCUCAAGAGGCACCUGGCCUCCCACCAGGGCCCCACCACGUACCAGUGCUCCGAGUGCAACAAGUCCUUCCACUACCGCAGCCAGCUGCAGAACCACCUCAUGAAGCACCAGAACAUCCGGCCCUUUGUGUGCUCCGAGUGCGGCAUGGAGUUCGCCCAGAUCCACCACCUCAAGCAGCACUCGCUCACACACAAGGUACUGACACAGCAGACCCAUGCUCACAAGGGAGUGAAAGAAUUCAAGUGCGACGUGUGCUCGCGGGAAUUCACGCUGUCUGCCAACCUGAAGAGACACAUGCUGAUCCACGCCAGCAUUCGUCCGUACCAGUGCCACGUGUGCUUCAAAACCUUCGUCCAGAAACAGACUCUCAAGACGCACAUGAUUGUCCACCUGCCCGUCAAGCCCUUCAAGUGCAAGGUGUGUGGGAAGUCUUUCAACCGAAUGUACAACCUGCUUGGACACAUGCACCUGCACGCGGGGAGCAAGCCCUUCAAGUGCCCUUACUGCUCCAGCAAGUUCAACCUGAAGGGAAACCUGAGCAGACACAUGAAGGUCAAGCACGGCAUCAUGGACGUCUCUCUGGACGGUCAAGAUGCCCUUCCUGAUGUGGAGAGCCAGGAGGACUACGAGGAGGAAAACUUUGACUUCAGUGUCCGAGAAAGCCACGGGAACAGCAACGCCGCUGCGCAGGACGUUGGUAAACUGUCCGACGAGUCCAUGGGCUUUUACAGCUUUGGGAAGGAGGCGGACCGCUAUCCUUUGGCUUGAAUGAGAGACAAAUUGAAACAAUGGAAAGAACGGCAAACAGUGUUUACCACUUUGAAAGCUACAGUGCCCUUUACAGUCAUGGGCUGCUACAGCCCCGUCCCAGAGCUGGAGUUCCUCUGUGCUGAAGGAUGGCUCUGCUGGAAAAGCUCCCUUUCCUGCUUCUCAUACUGGGAGCAGGAAGCCAGUGAUUUGGGAAAGCUGACCUUUGACCUAUUCCACUCAUGUUUGGAAGAAGCUGAAUCAAACGCAGAUCCUGAAGAGUUCUGUGAAUGAAGUCAAGAAAAGGCUGGCUCUUUCGAUAUGUUUAAUCUCAUUUAAUCGCAGUGAUGAAAUUGACAAGUUCCAGUUAGAUGUGAAAAGCAAACGCGAUAGUGAAUCGGGAAGGCAAACCGAAUUUACCUGAUCCAAUCCUGGAAUGUUGUAGAAAACACCUGUUGAAGAUAACGAGUGGUACAGGUCGUGGUGUACUCCUGUAUAGAAGCUCACAUUAAACUGAUGAUGUACUGCUUUCAUAGAUCAUUAGCAUUGCAUUAGAUAGGACUCCAUUGCACUACGAGAAUGCUAAUGGUUCCUGACACAAGAUGUUCUAGUAGGCAGUGCAGCCCCGGUGUAUCAGCAUACCAAAGCUGUUGAAGUUUCUGCAGUUUGGACUGAUGUUUGAAUGUCUGAAAUCUAAUUGGAAAAUGUGAUGGCUGGUGAUUAUAUCAGUCAUGUCUCAAGCAAGGGGUGGCCAACAAUACUGAAAGUAUUUAACCUGUCAAUGUUUUUUCUAUAUAUAUAUAUUUGUAUGGUGCCUAGUUUAUAUAAAAUGUAUUUUUUUUAAACAAGUAACAAGUUCAGUUGGGAAAAAAUGCUGCUUCAAAUGGCCAAAUUUACUGACAAGUAGGAAACAUUGAUACUUUUUUCCUGCAUUUGAAUGUGAUUGAUAGCUAGCAAAGAUGUUUUGCUGUACUAAAGUGGCGAUUUGUUUAUUUAGCAGUGCAGUUUAAAAGCUGUUCUUUCUGUGUGCAAUUCCUGAUGCACCAAGCAUGUGGACAGAACUUUAAGGGGCCAGUAAUUAAAACAGGACUCCCCAAAGCUAUUUCUCAGAGGUGAAAGGAGUGAAGUACCAGUAACUAAGUGGCACUAGUUCAUCACUGUAUUUUUUUAUUUGCAUUUACAUGCAUUACACAAUCUUCAUAGAGUGAGGCCGAGAAACCAGUUCGAAGAUGUAUACAGGAGUCUAUGAAAAAAUUGUGGAUCUUUCUAAAAAAAUUUAGAAAAUCGUAGUUGACUAGUUCAAAAGGCCCUAAAUAGUGUGACCCCUGAGAGGGCUCUUAAUGCUUCAUAAUGGAAAAAUCGUUCUCUGUGGGUAGUACAAACAGUAUAUCUCACAAGUUCAUAUUAAAAUGGAAGAUUAACACUUUGAACUCACUGUAGUUACUGUGUGGUUUUAAGUAGAUGUUGCCUCGAGGGAGCAAUUCCCAAGGUAUCUGGGCAGCGAUUCAGCACAGACAUUAAGAUGUUCUGACAGACCCCACUCUCAGACAAGGUGGUUGCAGGCAUCUGAACACAAUGAAUCUCAAGAGGACUGGAGAGAAAAGUGCAGGAGCCUUUAUAGCCGUUUUUUGUAACGCGGAAAGCACCAGGCUACUAUGAAACGCAACCCUGCCUAACGCAGUGAAACCCUUUAUAUGCUCCAAACAUGACUAAUAUCCUUGUGAGAGUGUGGAAUCUAACUCCCUCACCAAUAAUUUAAUUACCUAAUAAACACCUAAUGAGCCAAUUUACAUCAGAGGCCUUUGGUGGCCUUCAGUUGUAGGGCCAUAGCCAGUAGAGUCCCUCCAAAGACUGGCCUGCCUGGGUUGUUUAAAAAGUGAGUUCUGGAUAGCAGUGAUUUAACACUGUACUGUAUGUCUGUUAGUUGUUCAUUUUGUGUUUCCUAGUAUACCUCUGUACCCACCCUCAGGGCCUAACUGACUGUAUUGCUCUUUCCUGGGGCCUCCAUGGACCAAAGAAUCCAACUACUACUGAAAAAACCAAAAACCUGUACAAGCUGAAGUUUGAGCACUACUGAUGAGAGACAUGCUUUCUGAGCCAUGUCUUCCCAGGGAGGUUCCAGUCUGUAUUAUUACUCAGCCAACACAUUAACAUGUCACUAACUAGCUGUAUUGAAAGGGUAGCAGUUAUCACAGGGCACUGGCCCUCAAUGUCUCACACUUUUUAUUUGUUAGCAAAGUCUGAAAUUAGUUUAACAAAUACCAGUUUAAUAUCUUCAAACAAUACAUAACCACUGUAGAAUUAAUAAAGGACCCCCUGGCACCACCUGCUGUAUGUUAGUGGGAUGAUGGGAGCAGAGCAGUGUCUUGUAGUUGAUGUUCUUGAGCUCUGACUGCUGUGCAGUCUGGUCAACUGCAGUCAAGGACUUGGAGAUGCUUCCAACCUCAAUAGAUGCAAGUAUAUGGCAUCUCAUGCUUUACAGGCAAAACCAUUUGAAAAGAUGCUUUUUCUUCAACACAACUUUGCUGUCUGGUUCCAUUUUGAAUACUUCCAGAUUCCAUGUAAUCAUUGUAGCUGCAUUUUAUUUUUUUUGGAGGGUUUGAGUUUGAAAUGCCCAGGAAAUGGACUGACACCAAAGUGUAACAGAUUGCCUUCACGUCUGCCCCUCACUCCUGGUGCCAGCAGCAUGGCAGCUACAUUCUGAGGAGAUAGCAGGGCCACAGCUCCCAGUGAACACAGAGACGGGAAGACGAUGCACCAAUUAUUUUACUGCAAAACAGUCUGAUCCGCUAAUGAAUAAGAUGAUGCACCCGUUUAAAUCUUUCAUUUACAGAUCUGAUCUUUUGGCUUUGGGAUUUUUAUUCUAUUUUUAAAAUGAAAAAGUAUAUUAGGUGCUUUGUGAACUCAACCCCUCUCUCUCUUUCCUAGCUGUCACAUGCUUUAGUGUGAUGGAUUAAAACAUUGAAAUGGAACUGACCUGUGUUCAGGUGUAUUGCAUUGGUGUGACUAUACUGUGGAUAGAAUAUACUACUUGUAAAAUGUUGUGUAUCUGACAAUAUUGUAAAUAAUAAAUUUAUUUACCUUUAAA